AUGGGCGCAGACGCGAGAGGGGGGGAUUCGCCCAUCCCUUUAAGUUGCAUCCACCGCCGCUUCAAAGGGAACGCGCGACCCGAGGAGGCGGGGCGCAUGCAAAUCUGGAGAAAGAAAGCUCCGCCCCUUCAGCAAAUCGCGCUCAUCCCUCUUCCCACCCCCCCCCUUCCGCCCACCUCCUGGACCUUGCGAGAUGGAGACACGCUCCGCCCCCAGGGGAAAUCCCGGGAGUUGGAGCGUGGGAAUUUCAAGGGUGGCGGCGUGGGGAAGGAGAGAGAUCGAGGAUCCGAUCAGCUCCGCAAAACAGCGCUGCAAGUUGGCACUUUUUUUGACACACGGACAGGGUGUGACCCACACGCCCUCUGCCACGUGGAACGAAGAGUGAAUGAAGAAACGCAGCGGGCUAGAGCUGGGCUGGACUUUGCGGGCAUCCACGCCUACCUCCCCCAACUGGGUGCCCACCGGAUGUUUUACGCUACCGUUCCCAAAGGACCCAUGGCCAAAGGUGAGGGCAGCAGUCCCCAGCAUCUGGUGGAUGCGAGGUUAAGAAAGGGGAUCUUCAUCCAUCCCCCCCCCCCACCCUCCAUCUUCUUAAGAACAGAAGAUACUGCCUUUGGUCCGUCCAGCCCCUUUUGCCUGCACAGACACAGACUGGAUGUAGCUUUCCAGGGUUUCAGACAGAGGCUGUCCUGGAGAUGCUGGGGAUGAAACCUGGGACGUUCUGCAUGCCAAGCAGAUGCUCUGCUACUGUGCUACAACCCUUCCCUCAACAGAAAAUUGCACUCUAUGGCACAACCCCAAAAAAUGUCUUAUUUCCAGCAAUGACCACGACUCACCACAGACUCAGCAGCUUAGCAGCACUUGAAGCACUCUAGGACCCUUUUGCCUCAUUUUACACACACACUUGGGAUGUGGGUGGCGCUGUGGGUUAAACCACAGAGCCUAGGACUUGCCGAUCAGAAGGUCAGCGGUUCGAAUCCCUGCGACGGGGUGAGCUCCCAUUGCUCAGUCCCUGCUCCUGCCAAACUAGCAGUUUGAAAGCACAUCAAAGUGCAAGUAGAUAAAUAGGUACCACUCCAGCGGGAAGGUAAAUGGUGUUUCCGUGCGCUGCUCUGGUUCGCUAGAAGUGGCUUAGUCAUGCUGGCCACAUGACCCGGAAGUUGUACACCGGCUCCCUCGGCCAAUAAAGCGAGAUGAGCGCUGCAACCCCAAAGUCGGCCAUGACUGGACCUAAUGGUCAGGGGUCCCUUUACCUUACCUUUUACACACACAGUUACACUUGCACUUUACAGGGCAAGCGACCCAUGUGUAAUGACCAAACAGUUUCCUGAUCUAAGCAGGAUUUAAAAACACACACUGCCAAAAGCUCUGAAACCUUCUUGAUUAAUUAAGGGGACUAGCUGUGAAGGAAGUAUCAACCCCAAUAAAACGCAACCAUCUAUGGGCUCUUGGAAGCUUCCAACAGACCAGUAAUGAGCUUGUGACAGAUUAAUAAAAAACAAAUUGUCGUUUUAUCCCAAGAUUUCACCGCUUCAGUUUCAGAACAAUCUACUGGCUUAGGGGACCUAAUCUGCUUUAAGUAAUUAAUAAAGCUAGCUAGCCACUGCCCGCCCCCAGUCACUGGGUAUCAUGUUUUCUCCAGUGGCAACAUAGGAAAGCAGGUCGCUGCCUUAUUCCAAGUCAGACCCAUUGGUCCCAUCUCACUCAGUAGUGUCCACACUGACUGGCAGUGACUUUCCAGGAUUUCAAAUAUAAUUCUCUCCCUAGGAGACGCUGGGGAUUGAACAUGGGACCUUCUGCAUGCAAAGCAAGUGCUCUCCCACUGAGCUAUGGUAGAGCCAUAGCUAGCAGGGGGCUAACAGGGUUUCUUUUGCCCUGGGUGAAGCCUCUAGAGGGGUGCCAUUGAGGCUCCCAGCCUGCCAACCUGUCUAGGCUUCAGGCCUUCACUUGCACACUCAGCAGCCUUCUUCCAUUCCUAAGCGAGCAGUUUUGCUUCCCCUUUCUUUUGAAGCAGAAGAAGAGAUGCUGAUUGACAUGGAGUUGGAAAACCUGGAGAGGCAAAAGUGA
Molecule: messenger RNA, 2067 nt
Organism: Podarcis lilfordi (Lilford's wall lizard)
Lineage: Eukaryota; Metazoa; Chordata; Lepidosauria; Squamata; Lacertidae
Source: the annotation of a GenBank genome assembly